ACUCAAUUACUACACAUUAUAUAAAGCUUCACUUUCUUAUGUAACAGUUCUCAUUUAGCAAGCUUAAAAAUAUGACCAAACACGAAGAACUGAAAAACAAAAGUCGUCCAUGGAUUGAUCAGAUUCAAUCUUUCAAUGAACUAUAUCGUGAAGAAGAAAACAAAGUAGAAGUGAGCCCAGGAAUAAAACUGGGAUGGGUCAAAGGUGUGUUGAUCCCAUGUCUACUCAGCACUUGGAGCGUGUUGCUUUUCCUUAGUAUUCAGUGGGUUUUAGCAAAUGCUGGAAUAUUUCAUUCAAUCAUUAUUAUUUUUCUUUCACUGUUUAUUAUUCUAAUAACUAAUUUUUCACUAUCGGCGAUCAGCACAAAUGGAAAAUUAAAAGAAGGGGGUCUUUAUUUCAUUAUUUCCCGGACAAUUGGUCCGGAAUUCGGAGCGUCCAUUGGUAUCCUAUUAGCGUUUGCGAGUAUAGUUUCUGCAGCCAUGAACACAUACAUAUUUUGUUUAUAUUUAUGUUUAUGUCUACGAUUUUUCUUGGAUAUAGACAUAAUGGAAUCAAAUUUGAAAUUCGGUGCUUUAGGAGCAGCGUCUAUAAUAUUUAUGAGUAUACUUUGUUGUAUUGACAUGGAUAAACAAGCUAAAAUACAAAAUGCUCCUCUCGUGGCGAUAAUUGUUUCUAUUUUUAACGUAAUUGUUAGUGCAUAUACUGGCCCACAAAGUACCUUGGCCCGGGCAAGAGGCUUCAAUGGAUUUGACAUGAAAACUUUCAAACAAAACUGGUAUCCUGACUACAGGACUAAUUAUAGAAAUGUUCAGCAAUCCUUUUUUACAAUUUUCGGUGUUUUCUUUCCAUCUGUAACUGGAAUACACGCUGGAGUAAAAUAUUCAUCGAGAAAUCUUAAAGAUCCUAGUGCUUCAAUACCAAAAGGGACACUAUUAUCGAUCCUUAUUACUACAACUUCUUAUAUUGUAUUAAUAGUAGUUACUGGGUCGGUUCAUUUAAGAGAAGCUAGUGGCAUUGAAAAAGAAUUUGAAGAUGGAUCUUUUUUAAACUGUUCGUCAAGAAAUUGCUCCAGAGGAUUGUACAAUACCCCACAUCUUUUUUAUUCGAUUUCGUUAUGGCCGAAUACUGUAAUCGUCGGUUACUUAGCGGCUUCUGAUACUAAUGCUGUAUCAUCAUUAACGAUUGUUCCAAAAUUGUUACAAAGAAUGGGGCGAGAUGAUGUUUAUCCGCUUCUUAAGUAUUUAGCAAAAGGUUAUGGGAAAAAUGAAGAACCCUAUCGUGCACAUGUUUUAACCAUGAUUGUGUCCACAAUAGUAUAUUGUUAUAUAUAUUCAUAUUCAUAUAUGGAUUAUAUUUUUGGCAUUGCCUCAUUGAUAUCAACUCUUUAUUUAUCUGCAUACGCCAUGUUAAACUUGUGUACAUUUCAUGUUGCAUAUUUUAAGCCUUUGGGCUGGAGGCCAACGUACAAGUUUUAUAACAAAUGGUUAAGUCUUGCUGCAGCUAUUAUCUGUAUUUUAAUAAUGAUAAUUAAUGAUAAAAUAACGUCGACAAUUGUUGGUUGUGCUGUAUGUAUUUUAUACAUACUUGCUGGUAGAAAAAAUGAAGUGAUAAAUUGGGGAUCUUCUAUGCAAACACAACAAAUAAAAACAGUUGUAAGAAACGUGUACAAAGCCGAUACCAUUCAAUACCAUACCAAAAAUUAUUUACCUAAUUUGAUUGUGUUUACGGGAAAACCUGAGUCAAGAAAAAAAUUAGUUUCUUUAGCUCAUUUGAUAACAAAGAAUAAUGGUGUACAAAUGUGUGUCAAUGUUGAAAAGAUAUCGCUUACACCAAGACAAAAGAAAAUAUGCCUUGAUGAAGGAAAUCAGUGGCUAAGAAGUUCUGGAAUAAAAUCCCUUUAUGUUGUCAUUGAUAACAUAGAAUUGGACUUAGCAACGCAUAUGAUACAUAGCUGUGGACAUGGACAAUUAAGACCAAAUAUAGCAAUGGUUGGAUACAAGUCUGAUUGGUUAAAUUGUCCGUAUCAAGAUCUUCAAACUUAUUUAAAUAUUUUCAAUGUGGCAAAUAUGAAUAACAUGUCAACAAUCAUGGUCCGUGUGUCAUCAACUGAGAGUUAUGAUGAUCAGAAUUUAUUAACUCAAGAUGUUAAGCAUAAAAAUGAAGAAAUCCCGAGUAAAACCCAAGCAAAUCAAAAUAUUAUAAAUCAACAAAAGGUGGCUGAUUGCAUUAUAAAAAUAAAGAACGAGGAAUUUUCAUUCGAGCAGAAGAAACGAAAUCAUGGAACAGUAGACGUGUGGUGGUUGUACAACGAUGGAGGUUUAUCGUUAAUCAUUGCAUUUAUAUUAAAACAUAGUACUACGUGGAAAAAUUGUAAAUUUCGAAUUUAUGGAGUAACAAACAAAAUUGAAUGUUUGUCUGAGGAAAAACACAAAUUAAAACAAUUGUUAUCACUGUAUCGAAUUGAUUACGACUACUUGGAGAUCAUUUUAGCAAACACCACCGGUCCCACAACAAUGACAUAUUUCAACUAUUUUUUAGAACGCGCAGUUUCCAAAGAGAAUCAAUUUGAUGAUUACAAUUUACAAAAAGAACAUAUUGCUGAAACGUUAUUUUUGAGAGAUUUAAUUGAAUUGCAUUCAUUUAAUUCUGAUCUUAUCAUCUUAACGACUCCAAAAAAUAACGAGGAUAUCAAUAUAUUAUUCAUGAGUUGGAUAGAAACUAUUUCUAGAGGGUUACCACCUUGUAUUAUAAUCAUUGGGAGUACUCAGUCAGUUCUUACAGUCAAUGCUUAAAACAUAAUUAUAUAAUAUAUAUUACAAUACCUAUGCAUGUAUAGCAUUAUACUUUAUUUACCGAUUUAUAGUAUCACUCAUCACUCUUGAAUUUCUUUUCAAAUUAAUGUAGA
Messenger RNA from Myzus persicae (green peach aphid), 2905 nucleotides. RefSeq names its product bumetanide-sensitive sodium-(potassium)-chloride cotransporter-like. The record is from RefSeq and is a predicted model, not a curated record. Gene Ontology annotation, cellular component: membrane. Bases 72 to 2792 code for a protein of 906 amino acids. Lineage: Eukaryota; Metazoa; Arthropoda; Insecta; Hemiptera; Aphididae. Gene Ontology annotation, biological process: cell volume homeostasis; chloride transmembrane transport; sodium ion transmembrane transport. Gene Ontology annotation, molecular function: sodium:potassium:chloride symporter activity. The transcript has 17 exons.